CUCCACUCACCACUAACAAACUCCCAACACUUCUCUCGAGUAUUUACGCAAAAGCGAGUCAAAUUGAUAAUGAAGACAGCACUUGCAGGUUGUCCUGGGACUUUGGCUGUGCUAUUACUAGCACUAUUUACCUCUCGGAUUCACUCUCAGGUACCAAACUCAACACUUUCUGGAUGUCUGGGCAACCAGUUUGCUUGUAAUUCUGGUCAGUGUGUCAAGCAAGAAUUCCUAUGUAAUGGCGUUACCAACUGUGAAGAUGAAUCUGAUGAACAAGUUUGCUAUCAAAAGGUCUGUCCAAACAAUCAGUGGGCAUGUCCGAAUGCUGAACGUUGUAUUCCGAUAACGAGUGUGUGCAACGGGAAAAACGAUUGUGAUGACGGAGCAGAUGAGGCCUCCACUUGUUCUUCAAGGCGUUGUGGUUUGUUAUCAUGUCUAUACAGAUGUAACCCAUCUCCCGAAGGUGGUAUGUGUUAUUGCGCGGAUGGAAUGGCGUUAAAACCAGACGAUAAAAGGACUUGUAUUGAUUUCAAUGAAUGCUCCAGCUGGGGAUACUGUGAUCAGAUCUGUACAAAUAAACAAUAUGGAUACACAUGUUCUUGUCAGGCAGGGUUUACAUUAACAGGAAAACAGAUGUGUCGAGCAAAUAACAGUGAAAGCGCAAGAUUAAUCGUAUCCAGUAACAAGAGACUUUUUUCAAUGAAGACAGAUGGUAGUGACAUAAAACUUAUAGCCACAACAUCGAUAAGUCCUGUAGCUUUUGAUUCCUAUCGAAAUAAGAUAUUCUGGGCCAAUGCUCACGACUCAGAUAAACGAGAGUUUUGGGAAUCUGAUUUAUCUGGUGAGAAUAAACGUUCGAUUCCACUCAAAACGACAUUCAACAUUAUUUUGCUCUCCUUCGAUUGGAUUGCCAACAAUUUAUAUUAUGAAGACAGAAUUGCGAGAUCCAUCGGCAUCCUUAGUCUUGACAACAGACGUCAGUGUAGAAUAAUCACUACAGGCCUAACGAAAACGUUUUCCAUAGCACUUGACCCUCUUGUUGGAUAUAUGUUCGUUACUCUUUGGGGAUACAGCUAUGAAAGGGUCAAUGGUAUUUACCGAGCUUUUAUGGAUGGAAGUAACAUGGUGUAUUUUAAAACAUCGAAGUAUACCUUUCCACGUGGAAUUACUGCUGAUGUUAUUUCCAAAAGGAUUUAUUUCAUUGAUAGCCAUUUCGACCAGAUGCUGACCUUUGAUUACAACGGAUUAAACAGAUUUGAAAUCAUUGCGGGAGGAAAAUAUAUUCCAUCACCUGUGGCAAUAACACAUUUUGAAAGCCAUCUCUUUUGGGCUGAUUUGAAUAAGGGUAAAAUUAUGAAGAUGAAUAAAAAUGGUAGCAUUUCCACUUUAACAGAAAUAUAUCACAAUACUUCUGAAAUUCCUCAAAGAUUGAAAAUUUUCCAUUCAUCUUUGCAACCACAAGGAAGAAAUCCGUGCAAGCAGGCUAAAUGUCAACAUAUUUGUGUUGUGACUCAUACCUCUGACAAUGAUGGGCUUGGUUACCGUUGUCUGUGUGAAAUAGGUUUCAUUCCUGAUUCAAACCAAAUUAAUUGUACACACUGGGAAAUUAUUAAGGUUGGUGACAGGAAAGGCAUCAAAAACUCUACCUUCUCUAUUCUCUUGUAUAAUCCAUGUAAAUAUGAAAAAGCAGAUGUUUAA
Messenger RNA from Octopus sinensis (East Asian common octopus), 1695 nucleotides. RefSeq names its product low-density lipoprotein receptor-related protein 2-like. Gene Ontology annotation, molecular function: protein binding; calcium ion binding. The transcript is spliced from 12 exons. NCBI's taxonomy places the organism in Eukaryota, Metazoa, Mollusca, Cephalopoda, Octopoda, Octopodidae. Bases 70 to 1695 code for a protein of 541 amino acids. The record is from RefSeq and is a predicted model, not a curated record.